CUGACAAUAAUACAAACCUCUGAAUCUUUCCUUCGCAUACCCCUUCUACAGUUCCGACAUUUCCACAGUUUCGCUUACUGGUUAGGUAAUCAAGACUAUCUCACGACAAGAGGCGCUGUGGCUAUGUUAUGGAAACGGUUACUGGUAUUGUCUUCAAUUCUUGUGGGAUGUUGCGCUCAGACGUUAUCGGCGUCCGAUAAUGGAGAACCAACCGAUGCCCCGUCCUCGACAAUGGAGGAUGGAAUGCCUAGCAGUACUACGACUACGGGACAUGCCACACAUACCAUCAACGUGGGGGCUGCGGGGCAUAAGUUUACUCCCGAAGAUAUCAAGGCAGAUGUCGGCGAUAUAAUUGAAUACCGUUUCUAUCCAGACGCACACUGGGUAAUCCGAGGAGACUACGAUAAUCCAUGUAUCCCAUAUGAGUAUGUGGAUACAGACAGGAGCGGCUUCUCAAGUGGUCCUGAGCCGGUCAAAGCUAUCACUGACGAUGCGCCCCGCUACCGUGUAAGAGUAAACAACACUGAGCCCAUCUUCUUUUAUUGCGGCGCCCCUGGAUCUUGUGUCAGGUAUCAUAUGAUGGGUGUUGUGAAUCCGUCAAAGAAUAAAACUUUGAAAGGUUGGCUUAAAAAUGCAGCAGAUGUGGAUUACCAAUUAACACCCGGCGAACCCUGGCCAAAGGAAGAGGGCUUCAAAACCUCAACCACGUCUGCAGUCCCCGAACCGACCACAUCUACAGCUCCGAACGAAAGCAGCAGUUCCUCUCCUGUCAGCGGAGGGACAACUGGUUCAGAUAAUGGACUCCGCGGUAGUGCGAUUGCUGGCAUAGUGGUUGGCAGUGUCGCUGUUCUUGGUAUCAUCAUUGGAGGAAUCUAUCUGUGCGGUAGACGUUGUGGCUUCAAUGAUGCAUAUCACAAAGCGUUCAACAACCACACCAUACAUAGUGGUCUGGGUGGAACGACGCCUGUUACUGAGGUCGACGUCGGAUCACCAAACAGUACAAUGCCAGGGUAUUGGGUGUACAAACCCACAAGUCCAACCGUCAACACCACCGGUCAAAGUCACCACACAAGCCCGCCGCUAUCGCCUUUAUAUGAUUUUCCGCAGGAUGUUGGAGCGAUGACGACGCAAAACCCAGGCAAUAUGAAUACACAUUAUAUCCCUAGUCCUAGUGACCUCACGCCUCGCCCGCCGGCUCCUCCACCCAAAGAGUUGCCGUUCGGAGUAGCUGAACUACCGAGCCACAGACUGCAAGAACCACCAGUUGAACUACCAUACACAUCAAGUCCAGUAAACCAGGUUUGA
This is a messenger RNA of Fusarium venenatum, 1305 nucleotides long. RefSeq lists its product as uncharacterized. The record is from RefSeq and is a predicted model, not a curated record. NCBI's taxonomy places the organism in Eukaryota, Fungi, Ascomycota, Sordariomycetes, Hypocreales, Nectriaceae.